UGGUGUUUCCCUGCUUGAAAUUCAAGUUGAAUUUUGAAAUAUCGAUUUAGGAGGUAUGGCAAUGCCUAAGGUUAGUCAAUGGCAUAUGUUGGUGGAGGCUCUUUUCAUUGCUGUUCUGAUCUCCACCAGCUUGAUCAAGGGUGCAGCAGGCAAGCCCCCUCACAUUGUUUUCAUUGUGGCUGAUGACUAUGGAUGGUUUGACAUCGGAUAUCACAAUUCUACAAUCAAGACACCUAUCUUGGACCAACUGGCCAGCCAAGGGGUCAAGCUGGAAAACUACUAUGUUCAGCCCAUCUGUUCACCGAGCAGGAGCCAGCUGAUGACUGGUAGAUACCAGAUCCAUACAGGUCUUCAACAUUUUGUCAUCAUCGCUCCUCAACCCAACUGCCUCCCCCUCAAUGAGACAACACUACCCCAGAAGCUCAAGGAGAGCGGCUAUGCCACGCACCUGGUGGGAAAGUGGCAUCUGGGCUUCUACAAGAAUGAAUGCAUGCCUCUCCAACGUGGCUUUGAUUCCUCAUUCGGUUACCUAAGUGGCAUGCAAGACUACUGGACCCACUUCCGCCACGGGUCGUUUCCAAAUUUCAAAAACGGAAAUCAUUGGCUUGGUAUUGACUUUCGGGACAACGACCGUGUCGCAUGGGAGUACACAGGAAACUACUCACAGUUUGUUUUCACUGAAAGAGCUCAAAGGGUGAUACAGCAGCAUAAUCCCAAUCAGCCUCUUUUCCUGUACCUACCUCUUCAGUCUGUUCAUGGACCCCUGCAGGUCCCUGAUAAAUACAGGAAACCUUACGCUCACUUCCAUAAUGAAAAUAGGGAGAUUUAUGCAGGAAUGGUAGCCACAAUGGAUGAAGCUGUUGGGAAGAUUGUAGACUCCUUGAAAGCGGCUGGACUCUGGGAAGAUACUGUUCUAGUGUUCACAACAGACAAUGGUGGAACCCCUCAUGCUGCUGGUAACAACUGGCCCCUGAGGGGGACCAAAAACACCCUAUGGGAGGGCGGGGUCCAUGGUAACGGGUUCAUUACUGGACCGGUGAUACCAGCUAAGAUGCAAGGCACUGUCAGCAAACACUUCAUGCACAUCAGUGACUGGUUCCCGACACUUAUAGAGGGCGUGGCAGGGGGGAGCACUGCCGGUCUGGCUCUUGACAGCUAUAACAUGUGGGACUCUAUCACAAAAGGAACACCUUCCCCGAGGAAAGAACUUCUCCACAACAUUGACCCCCUGAUCCAGGCAGACCAUCCCCUGGGCUACGGCAUUGAUGAAGAGACCGACAUGAUCUAUCCACUGUCCGGCGUCUACCCCAAGGUGGCAGCAAACUUCUCCACGUAUAUAAGAGCGGCCAUCAGAGUUGGAGAUUGGAAGCUUCUGACAGGACGACCCGGUAGAGAUGGAAGGAAUGGCUGGUAUCCACCUCCGGAAUGGAACAUGACCUCUAUUACACCUCUCACACCUAGUAAGAAAUUAACUUGGCUCUUCAACAUUGCGGAGGACCCCUGUGAGAAGAACGACCUAUCAGAUAAUCACCCUGAGAUCGUUGCAGACCUUGUUAGCAAGCUGGAGGCCUAUUACAAGACAUCAGUACCUGUCAGAUUCCCAAAUGAGACCGUCAAAGCCAAUCCUGCCACGCACUUUGGAGUAUGGGGGCCAUGGGAAUGAAUCAACCCUGACACUGAAUUAUGUAAUGUACACUACUAAUAAACCAGUACUCGAUUUAUUUUAUUAGCCAUGGCAUUUAGCUGGAGUCUGUCCAUUCGAUCCUUCAAUUUCUGCUUGGUGCAAAGAGCUGAGGAGAAGGGGAGGCCCAUUGAAAGUGUAUCAAAGGCUUCCCCACCUACUAUUUGCAUGCUGUUUAGUGUAGUGAGCUUUUAAAAGGGUAAUACUAACAUCAUGUUGAGCAGGGUUCGCUGGGAGAACAGUAACCGGAAGGAGGCGCGAUAGCUCAGUCGGUAGAGCGGGGGAUUCGUAUUCCGGUGACCCGGGUUCGAUUCCCACUUGGUGCGCUAGUGCCCUU
Molecule: messenger RNA, 2018 nt
Organism: Lytechinus variegatus (green sea urchin)
Lineage: Eukaryota; Metazoa; Echinodermata; Echinoidea; Temnopleuroida; Toxopneustidae
Product: arylsulfatase B-like
Exons: 9
Coding region: 56-1663 (535 amino acids)
Source: RefSeq, a predicted model, not a curated record